Molecule: messenger RNA, 1834 nt
Organism: Polyodon spathula (Mississippi paddlefish)
Lineage: Eukaryota; Metazoa; Chordata; Actinopteri; Acipenseriformes; Polyodontidae
Gene: pofut1
Product: protein O-fucosyltransferase 1
Exons: 7
Coding region: 6-1190 (394 amino acids)
Biological process (GO): protein O-linked glycosylation via fucose; Notch signaling pathway; regulation of Notch signaling pathway
Cellular component (GO): endoplasmic reticulum
Molecular function (GO): peptide-O-fucosyltransferase activity
Source: RefSeq, a predicted model, not a curated record
UAGCAAUGGCUGCUGACAGAACGACAAUGAAACUGUUAGCUAAGAUUAUUUUUUGUAUGUCGAGUUUAUUACAGUUGUGUUUCAUUUCGGCUGCUGCUGGAAUUGUCUGGGAUGAGAGUGGGUACGUGCUGUACUGCCCGUGCAUGGGGCGAUUUGGAAAUCAGGCGGAUCAUUUCUUGGGUUCCUUGGCGUUUGCAAAGAUGUUGAACCGGACGCUGGCUGUCCCGCCGUGGAUUAUAUACAGACACCACACGCCGCCUUUCACUAAUAUGCACGUUCCCUACAGCGAGUUCUUCCAGCUGGAGCCCCUGCUUCAGUAUCACCGGGUCAUUAGUAUGGAGGAGUUCAUGCGGACGCUGGCCCCCACUCACUGGCCCCCUGGCGAGCGAGUAGCUUACUGUUAUGAUGCAGCAGCCAAAAGGAGCCCUGACAAAAAGAGCUGCCCCAUGAAGGAGGGGAAUCCAUUUGGUCCAUUCUGGGACCAGUUUGAUGUGGACUUUGACAAGUCUGUGUUCUUUCCAGGCAUUUCCUUUUCUACUUACUACAAGCAACAGUGGACUAAAAAGUUUCCCCCUUCAGAGCACCCGGUCCUAGCUCUGCCCGGAGCCCCAGCUCAGUUCCCAGUCCUGGAGGAGAAUGUGCCCCUGCAGCGCUACAUGGUGUGGGCUGACCACAUGGUUCAGGAAGGAGAGGGCUAUAUCGACUCCCUGCUUAUCCGGCCAUACGUUGGGAUCCAUCUAAGGAUCGGCUCUGAUUGGCAAAAGGCCUGUGAGCUGUUGAAGGAUGACAAAACAGGACCUCACUUCAUGGCAUCGCCGCAGUGUGUCGGGUAUAACCGGAACACCGCAGCCCCUCUCACCAAGAACAUGUGCCUGCCAGACCUGAAAGAGAUCCAGCGAGCCCUCAAACUCUGGGUGAAGAAGAUCAACGGCAAGUCUGUCUACAUCGCAACCGACUCUGAAUCCCACAGCAAGGAGAUCGAGCAACUGUUCAAGGGAAAGGUUAAAGUCGUGAGUCUGCAGCCAGAGGUGGCCCACGUGGACCUGUAUAUCCUGGGGCAGGCUGAUCACUUCAUUGGGAACUGUGCCUCCUCCUUCACUGCCUUUGUGAAGCGAGAAAGGGACGUUCACGGCAAGCCGUCUUCCUUCUUUGGAAUGGAUUACCCUGCAAAGAAAAAGGAUGAACUUUAGAACUUUUAACCUGUGUCAGGGACGGUCAAUUAAAAGGAAGUAUUAACAGGGAAGAACAAAAUAUGUAACAUCAGUCUGAAGUAGAAUUAGUUUGUAGUUUAUAUUUUUGCAAAGAAACAAAAUGAAAAUGUACUAUUGCAGUAGAUGUCUUUUUUUUUUUUUUUUUAAAGACUAGAAAACACGUUUGCCGUCUAUAAAGAGUAACAACUGUAUUAUCUUGCAUCUGAUGGGAUUUUUCAUUUUCACAAGAACAUAAAACAGAUAGAAGUGUUCCUAGUGUAGUUCCUAGUGAAGCGAUCUGUUAGGUUUAAGCAAUAUUCUGCCAACAAGACCACUUUUCCAAUUGUAACAUCUCCUCUUUAUUGUGCAAAAUGGGAAUUGGCAGGAAGGUUGCCAGUAAGGAUUGAAAUCAGUUGAAAAAAACAGAAAUAGCCAGAAUUAAAUGACAUCCCAACCAUCACAUGCAUAGCAGUUUGUGCCAUGCCGGGUUUUACUGUGAACUUUAUCUGAUCUUAACCAUAGAGAAGAAAAACUUAGGAGGUAGGUGCAUUUUAUGUCCACUGACUUUUUCAGACUUUUUAUUCUGAAGCAGCUACAUUUUAUUCAAAGUAUUUUUUUAUAUAUCCUACAGCUGUGCUUUAAAA